Messenger RNA from Rhodamnia argentea, 610 nucleotides. Its product is annotated as small polypeptide DEVIL 14-like. NCBI's taxonomy places the organism in Eukaryota, Viridiplantae, Streptophyta, Magnoliopsida, Myrtales, Myrtaceae. Gene Ontology annotation, biological process: negative regulation of cell population proliferation. The record is from RefSeq and is a predicted model, not a curated record. Bases 197 to 352 code for a protein of 51 amino acids. The transcript has a single exon.
CUCUCUGUCACCCUCUCUAUAUAUAUUGACCCAAAAGCCUCCAUUGCUCACUGCCUCAGCACAGCACAAGCAGAGCAAACCAACUUUUGUUCAGAAAAAGAAUCGAAACCCAUCUUCUUUCUCCCUUUAAAUCUCUGUGGGUGUUCGGCUGUUGGGGUGUGUGUGAGAGAGAGAGAGAGAGAGAGAGAGAGAGAGAAUGGGAGGGACUAACUCAAGCGCAACAAACACAGUGAGGACGAGCUUGAAGCCGCGUUCAUGGCAGAGGUGCUGCUCGGAGCACAUCAGAGAGCAGCGGGCUCGUCUCUACCUCGUGUGGAGGUGUACGGUCAUCCUCAUCUGCUGGCAAGAUUGAUUGGGAAAAAGAAGAAGAAAAACGAAAACGAAUCCGAAUCCGUAGAUACUAACUAGAUAGAGAGACGAAGUGAAGCUGUUGAGCCGGGGAAGGCUUUUCUUCUCAAGCGCAGAAAGCUCUGAAAGUUCCAACGAAUGUACAGCCUCUGUUUUCUGUUUAUAAAGUGUAGUUGGUUAAGGUUGACUCGAUGGUAACACGAUUAAAUAAAUUAUCGCAGGCUAAACAGAGAGGUGCGACUUAAGCUUAUUCUUCCUUUUC